AUGUCUGAAAAUACCCAAAAUACCGAAAAACUUUUGGCAGAAAUUUCUCGCUUUGAUUUCACAGAAGAAGAGAAAGCUUCCAUAUUCUCAUACUUCAUUGAUCAGCCUGAUAAGAUAUCCAUUACUUUGACAGGAUUAUCUCGCUUCAAGGACGAAGGGAAAGUUUCCUUAUUCAAAAAGUGUCUGACGUCUGCUACCACUACGGAAACUGAUAAGGGCAUUUCUGUGAGAAAACACGGUACCCAGAUGACCUUCCCACUUCAACUGACCGCAACGACCCGAAGAAUAGUAGAAGGAAAGUUUAAAAGCCCGCCUAACGCCAAGGAUGUAAUUGAGGACUCACAUUCUACUCCGUUACUGGCUACUCGAAAACCAGACUUUGUAUUCGUCCCAAGAGGGUGUCCUCUAAAUGCAUUAAAUGUCGCAGCUGUUGGUGAGAUCAGAAAACGCUCUGGUAAUGAUUUUAUAAAUGCAGAUGUAGGACACGCGGUGUCAUUUGGCGAAAAAGUACUUCAAUUACAGCCUCGGAGAGCUUACGUAUACGUGGUGUUGACAGAUUGCAGGGUUAUUUCUAUCUUUAAGGUGAUCCGAUUCUCGUGUGAAUACACAGCACCACCACAUAAGUUAACUUACGAAAGCAGGGAUUCCCCGCCAUCUGGGUGGCGAUACCUCGUAACGAUUAUGGAAUGUUCUCCGGAUGAGCCAUCGUUAAAUUUCGGUUUAGAUACUGUCACAUUGGUUCGACCCAUCAAUACAGGAAGGACUAGCGUUGGAAAAAAAUGUACUGAAAGCUCUUUCGAGUUUGAAAUCACCUCAUCUUCAGACCCUCCUCCUGGACG
Messenger RNA from Ambispora gerdemannii, 839 nucleotides. The record is from the annotation of a GenBank genome assembly. Lineage: Eukaryota; Fungi; Glomeromycota; Glomeromycetes; Archaeosporales; Ambisporaceae.